AUGGAAUACCAUUUUUUAAAAUUAAGAUCUGGUGUAGAUGACGACUAUAUGAAUAGACUUGAUCUAGAUGACGACUGUAUUGCUAGACAUGAUCCAGGUGGCGACUGUAUCAAUAGACGUGGUGUAGAUGACGACUGUAUCAAUAGAUGUGAUGACGACUGCAUUGCUAGACAUGAUCCAGGUGGCGACUGUAUCAAUAGACGUGGUCUAGAUGGCGACUGUAUCAAUAGAUGUGGUCCAGGUGAUGACUGUAUUGAUAGACAUGAUCUAGAUGACGACUGUAUAAAUAUACGUGGUCUAGAUGACGACUGUAUAAAUAGACAUGGUAUAGAUAACGACUGUAUUAACAAACAUGGUCUGGAUGGCGACUGUAUCAAUAGACGUGGUCUACAUUGCGUCUUAUUAAUAAACGUGGUCAAGAUGAUGGCUUAUCAAAUGUGUGUUUGA
Molecule: messenger RNA, 447 nt
Organism: Lottia gigantea (owl limpet)
Lineage: Eukaryota; Metazoa; Mollusca; Gastropoda; Lottiidae
Exons: 3
Coding region: 1-447 (148 amino acids)
Source: RefSeq, a predicted model, not a curated record